GCCGCCAAGCCUGGCAGUGCCGGGGCGUCACUGCGCGAAGCUGCCAUGCGAGUCCUGCAGCUCUGCCAGAAGGGCGAGUGGCCGCCCAUGGACCAAGUGCUCAAGGGGUUGGAGAAGACCGUGGCUGCGGGGGGCGAGGAUAUCAACACCUCGCCUCUGGCCGGCAUCAUAGAUGUGGCCACUGGGAUGACCCCGCUCAUGUUCGCCGUCAAGGAGAACCGAACCUCUUUCGUGGAUCGCAUGAUAGACCUGGGCUGUGACGUCACCGCCAGAAACAAUGACAACUUCAACGCUCUUCACAUCGCAGCCAUGUUCUCCAGGGAGGACGUGGUCAAGCUGCUGCUGGCCAAGAAAGGGGUGGACGUCUACGCUCCAGGAGGGGCUAGACAGCAGACUGCAGUACAUCUGGUAGCCAGUAGACAGACGGGCACAGCUACCUCCAUCCUCAGAGUACUUCUGGCGGCCGGGGGUAAGGAGAUAAGGAUUCGACCGGAUGGGAAGGGGAAAAUUCCACUGCUGUUGGCUGUCGAAGCGGGGAACCAAUCCAUGUGCCGGGAGCUCCUGAGUCAGCAGACAGCUGAUCAACUCAAGGCCACCACUGACAACGGGGACACCGCCCUUCACCUCGCAGCCAGGCGCAGGGACGUGGAUAUGGUGCGCAUCCUUGUUGAUUACGGCGCAAACGUCGACUCGCAGAAUUCUGAAGGCCAGACCGCCCUCCACAUCGCUUCCGCCGAAGGGGAUGAAACCCUCGUCAAGUACUUUUAUGGGGUCCGAGCCAGUGCUUCCAUUAUUGAUAAUCAAGAUCGGACACCCAUGCACCUCGCGGCGGAGAAUGGCCACGCUUCCAUCAUCGAGCUGCUUGCGGACAAGUUCAAGGCCUCUAUCUUCGAGCGUACCAAGGACGGCAGUACGCUCAUGCACAUUGCGUCCCUUAACGGUCACGCAGAUUGUGCCAUGAUGCUCUUCAAGAAAGGUGUCUAUCUGCAUAUGCCCAACAAGAAUGGUGCAAGGAGCAUCCACACGGCGGCCAGGUAUGGACAUGUCGGCAUUAUCAACACUCUGUUACAGAAGGGCGAGAAGGUCGACGUCACGACCAGCGAUAACUACACUCCCCUGCACAUAGCGGUAGAGUCUUGUAAACCGGCGGUGGUGGAAACUCUUCUGGGCUACGGAGCGGAUGUCCAUGUCAGAGGAGGCAAGAACAAAGAAACGCCACUGCACAUAGCAGCGAGGGUGAAGGACGGAGAGAAGUGUGCGCUGAUGCUGCUGAAGUCUGGAGCGGGCCCGAACCUGACUACGGAUGACAAGCAGACGCCUGUACACGUGGCUGCUAGCAACGGUAACCUGGCAACACUGCUGCUGCUGCUGGAAGAUGGUGGUGACCCCAUGUUCCAGUCUAAGAAAGGGGAGACGCCGCUACAUCUGGCAUGUGCCAACUGCCAUGCAGACGAAGUGCGGCACCUCCUGUCCUUCGUCAAGUCUCACCAUGGUCCCGAGAUGAGCUCUCAGUUCGUCAACUCAGUGAACGAGGACGGGGCGACAGCUCUGCACUACGCGGGCCAGAUCACGAAGACCGAGAUAGCGCUUAGAGACAACCCCACAGAGGACAAGGAGGUCGUGAGGCUUCUGUUGGAGGCUCAAGCUGACGUUAACAUACAAACGCAUAAGAUGAUGGAGUCGGUGUUCCAUUACAUCGCAGUGACGGGGAAUAACGAUACACUGCUGGAGAUGCUCGCCCAUAUGAACGCGACCGAAGCGCAGAAGGCGCUGAACCGCCAGAACGCGGUGGGCUGGACACCUCUGCUCAUCGCUUGCCACCAAGGGCACAUGGAGAUGGUCACAACCCUCCUGGCCAAUCACGCCAGGGUGGAUGUCUUUGACAACGAGGGCAGAUCUGCUCUGCAUCUUGCUGCUGAUCAGGGAUACCUUCAGGUGUGUGAUGCCUUAUUGACGAACAAAGCUUUUAUUAACAGCAAGUCGAGGGUUGGUAAGACAGCGUUACAUCUGGCGGCUACCAAAGGAUUUGCAAAUCUUUGCAAGUUCCUUAUCCAAGACCACAACGCCACCAUCGAUGUGCUGACCCUGAGGAAGCAGACUCCUCUGCACCUCGCGGCGGCAGCAGGCCAGCUGGAGGUUUGUCGUCUGCUGCUGGAGCUGGGGGCCAGCAUAGACGCCACGGAUGACCAGGGACAGAAGCCCAUACAUGCGGCUGCUGCGCAGAACAAUUUCCCGGAAGUCGCUCAACUCUUCCUGCAACAACACCCCAGUUUGGUGAUGGCUUGCACCAAGGACGGCAACACGUGUGCACACAUAGCAGCGAUGCAAGGCUCGGUGAGGGUGAUCGAGGAGCUGAUGAAGUUUGACCGCACGGGAGUGAUCUCAGCCCGAAACAGGGUGACAGAGGCCACCCCACUCCAGCUGGCCGCGGAGGGUGGACAUGCAGACGUGGUCAAGGUCUUGGUUCGGGCAGGUGCCUCGUGCACUGAUGAGAACAAGGCUGGGUUCACAGCCGUCCAUCUCGCAGCCCAAAACGGCCACGGGCAGGUGUUGGAGGUCAUGAAGUCUUCCCAGUCCCUUAGGGUGUCCAGCAAGAAGUUGGGAGUCACAGCUCUGCAUGUCGCUGCAUACUUUGGUCAAGCUGACACAGUGCGGGAACUGCUGGCCAGUGUCCCGGCCACUGUCAAGUCUGACCCACCGACAGGAGCCAGCCUGGUGGGAGAGCUGGGUAACGAGUCCGGCAUGACAUCUCUGCACUUUGCCGCUUACUCGGGGAACGAGAACGUGGUGCGGUUACUGCUUAACUCCGUUGGAGUUCAGGUCGACGCUGCGACUUCAGAGAAUGGUUAUAACCCACUUCACCUGGCGUGUUUCGGUGGACACAUCACUGUAGUGGGCCUGCUGCUGAGUAGAUCAGCUGACCUGCUCCACAGUCCUGACCGUCACGGGAAGACUGGACUACACAUCGCUGCCACCCACGGUCACUAUCAGAUGGUUGAGGUGCUGCUUGGGCAAGGCGCAGAGAUCAAUGCCACUGACAAGAAUGGCUGGACUCCUCUGCAUUGCGCCGCGAGGGCUGGCUGUUUCGAUGUAGUGCGUCUUCUCGUGGAGUCUGGUGCCUCUCCCAAGUCUGAAACCAACUACGGAUCAGCGCCCAUCUGGUUUGCGGCUCAGGAAGGCCACAAUGAUGUCCUUGAGUAUCUCCUGACCAAAGAGCAUGACACGUAUAACCUCAUGGAAGAUCGGAGGUUUGUCUACAACCUGAUGGUCUGCAGCAAGAAAAACAAUGACAAGCCAAUGCAAGAGUUCAUUCUUGUUUCACCAGCUCCAGUCGAUACAGCCGCCAAGCUCUCUAGUAUUUACAUGAAUCUGUCUAACAAGGAGAAAGAGAGAGCGAAAGACUUGAUAUCGGCAGGUCAGUUCUGUGAAGGAAUGGCGACUGAACUGCUAGCACUGGCAGCAGGAGUAGACUCCGCAGGUAGGAUUCUGACGGCGACAGACCGACGGAAUAUGGAGUUCCUCGACGUACUCAUAGAGAAUGAGCAAAAAGAAGUGAUUGCUCACACUGUGGUACAACGAUACCUACAGGAACUGUGGCAAGGCAGCCUGGGUUGGGCAGCAUGGAAGACCAUGCUGUUAUUCAUCACCUUCAUCAUAUGUCCUCCGGUCUGGAUCUACUUCACGCUCUCUCUCGGCCACAAGUACAACAAGAUCCCCAUCAUCAAGUUCAUGUCGUACUUGACGUCCCAUGUGCACCUCAUGAUCCUGCUGAUGUUGGUGGGCAUCACGCCGAUCUACCAGGUGGUACGACCCACCCUCAACCCGUACUGGUACGAGUGGACUCUCCUGGUUUGGCUCUCCGGACUGCUGCUGUCCGAACUGACAAACCCGAGUGAUAAGAGUGGCCUCGGCUGGAUUAAACUGACAGUGUUACUUUUCGGAAUAUUCGGAGUGGCUUUGCACUUACUGGGUUACCUAAUAGAAAGGCUAUACUGGCCCACGCUGAUGUACCUCAGGAACCAAUUGUUUGCCGUUUCGUUUCUACUCGCUUGUGUACAGAUUCUAGACUUCUUAUCGUUCCACUAUCUGUUCGGACCCUGGGCCAUCAUCAUCGGUAAUCUGAUGAAGGACCUGGCCCGGUUUCUGGCUGUGCUCGGGAUAUUUAUUUUCGGUUUCGCGAUGCACAUUGUCGCCCUCAACCAACCCUUCAAGAACCAAACGCCGGAAGAGAUUCGGGCGGGGCAACACAACCAUAAGUACGUCCCUCCCACUUAUGGGAUCUUCGCUGAGGUAAGGUUAAACCCAAUGUCAGCACUGGAGUUCUUGUUCUUCGCGGUUUUUGGCCAGACAACCCCGGACAACCUCAAGGUCAAGGACACCUCACAGCCUGAGUGGACUCUGUACCUUUUCAAGUUUGUGUUCGGGAUCUACAUGUUGGUCUCGGUGGUAGUGCUCAUCAACCUGCUCAUCGCUAUGAUGAGCGAUACCUAUCAGAGGAUACAGGCCCAGUCAGACAUUGAGUGGAAGUAUGGUCUGGCAAAGCUGAUCAGAAACAUGCACAGGACCACUACCACACCUUCCCCCAUCAACCUCAUCACCACAUGGCUCAUGUACCUGCUCAGGAUAUGUAAACACAAGAUGAUGCAGAGGAAGAGGCCAAGUCUGGUACAGAUGAUGGGGCUGCAGUCACGGUCAAGGGUCAGUGCUCGCACCAAGAUGGGGGCAAAGUGGCUGGCAAAGGUCAAAAAGGGCCAAGUUGCUCCUAAAGAAUCGGUGGCACUGAGUGUGGUGCACCUGAGUCCUCUCGGCUCGCAACUGAGCUUCAGCAAUUCAGCAACUCGCAUUGAGAACAUCACAGACUGGGAGGUGAUCGCUAACAAGUACCGAGCUCUCAUCGGGGACCUGAACGAAUCCAACCAGACUUCGGGAGACAACGGGGACCAGGCCACGACGUCAGCCGACUCCACCUCUCCCCCACCACCCGCUCAGAGCUGAGCUAUGAACAAUCAAACUGUACCCUAGCAAUAAUGUUACUGUUUAGUGUGUUUUGUACUGUCUGUAGAAUUUUAUAAAACGCUGUUUUACAUGUGCCACUUUUAGAAACUGAAACUCUUCUUUUGUACUGAGCAAACACUACGAAGCAUUUAAAUUUUCUUAUCUGGUUGGAAUAUUGAAAUAAACAUUAAUCUUUUCAUGAUAUUCAAUUUU
Homalodisca vitripennis (glassy-winged sharpshooter) is the source of this 5208-nucleotide messenger RNA. It is a transcript of the gene nompC, whose product is annotated as serine/threonine-protein phosphatase 6 regulatory ankyrin repeat subunit A. Gene Ontology annotation, molecular function: protein binding; calcium channel activity. Gene Ontology annotation, cellular component: glycosylphosphatidylinositol-N-acetylglucosaminyltransferase (GPI-GnT) complex; membrane. Lineage: Eukaryota; Metazoa; Arthropoda; Insecta; Hemiptera; Cicadellidae. The record is from RefSeq and is a predicted model, not a curated record. Gene Ontology annotation, biological process: calcium ion transmembrane transport; GPI anchor biosynthetic process.